CGUCCAGCAAGGUUUCUAUGGAGACGGACGUCACUGUAUCGCGACGACUAAACAUGUAUUGGAGGUGCUGUUUGACAGUUUCUUAGUCAUUAAUGGUAGCUGUAUAGUUUCUUAGUAAACAGAUCCUGUUGUGUUGCUGCAGAUAGCUAUAUCCGGGGGGUCGAUGCAGUAAGAAAAACUAACUAUUGAGGACAUUGCGAGGACACUGCUUUGUAAUUACAAAGUGAACACUACGAAACACACUUGACUCUAUUGGGAUCGUGUGUAUAAGUACCAGAUGUGCUAGGAUGACACAAUCUAUUGUGGUGCAGGUUGGUCAGUGUGGUAAUCAAGUUGGCUCUCGAUUUUGGGACCUCGCUUUAAGGGAACAUGCAAGUGUAAAUAAAAAAGGAAUCUAUGAUGAAGCUUUAAGUAGCUUCUUCAGGAAUGUUGAUACCAGGAGAAGUGAUGGGGACAAUAAUGAUAUUUCUGGAGGAAAAAUAAGAUCCCUAAAAGCCAGGGCUGUUCUGAUUGACAUGGAGGAAGGUGUGGUAAAUGAAAUACUUCAAGGACCUCUGAGAGAUGUUUUUGACAGUAAGCAACUCAUUACUGAUGUAUCGGGCUCAGGCAACAACUGGGCAGUAGGGCACAAAGUGUAUGGGUCCACAUACAGAGAGGAGAUUGUGGAGAAUCUGAGGAAGGCUGCAGAGCACUGUGACUGUCUGCAGUGUUUCUUUGUUAUUCACUCCAUGGGCGGAGGCACUGGCUCUGGUUUAGGUACUUUUGUUCUGAGCGUGCUUGAAGACGAGUUCCCCGAGGUUUACAGGAUAGUCACUUCAGUUUACCCCUCUGCCGAGGACGAUGUCAUCACCUCCCCCUAUAACAGUGUCCUUGCCAUGCGGGAGCUAACAGAGCAUGCAGACUGUGUACUACCAAUAGAAAACCAUUCCUUAGUUGAUAUCGUCAACAAAAUUAAGCACAUGUCGCAUUGUGGAAAGCUGGGAGCUGAAAUCAAACAGAGCAGCACUAUAAUCUCUGGUCAGGGGGGAGUCAAAGGUCAGGAGAAACCAUUUGAUGCAAUGAACAACAUAGUGGCAAACAUGUUACUCAAUUUAACCAGUUCUGCCAGGUUUGAGGGCUCCCUCAAUAUGGAUCUCAAUGAGAUCACUAUGAAUCUUGUUCCAUUUCCAAGACUUCACUACCUGGUUUCCAGUUUAUCUCCACUCUACACACUGGCAGAUGUUAAUGUUCCUUCGAGGAGGUUGGAUCAGAUGUUUUCUGAUGCUUUUAGUAAAGAUCACCAGCUGAUUCAUGCUGACCCAAAGCACAGCCUGUACCUGGCAUGCGCUCUAAUAGUGCGAGGGGAUGUUCAAGUUUCUGAUCUCAGAAGGAACAUUGAAAGGUUGAAACCUUCUCUCCCAUUUGUGUCCUGGAACCAGGAAGGCUGGAAGACUGGUCUGUGUUCUGUGCCUCCAGUUGGACAUUCCCAUUCCCUGCUAGCUUUGGCAAACAAUACCUGUGUCAAGUCUACUUUCAUAGAACUGAAAGACAGAUUCAUGAAGCUCUACAAGAAAAAGGCCCACCUUCACCAUUACUUGCAUGUAGAUGGGAUGGAGCAGAGCUGUUUCUCAGAAGCAGUCUCAUCCUUGUCCUCUCUCAUCGAGGAAUACAAUCAACUGGAUGCAACAAAGGGUUUACUGAUGACAGAUGCACAAAGACUUAAUAUCGCUGUAUAAGGUUUCUUCUCUAAAAUAUGUAUUUUUAGUUCUUCAAAUGUAAUUUUUCAAUAAAAUAAUUGUUGUUCAGUAUAUGUUUCUAAUGGCCCUGACAAUGACUUUCAGAGAAAUGUAACACGUCGGCUGACAAUCUGACCAUGAAAUUGCGUGUAAAUAAAGAUAUAUUUAUAUUUAAAAAUAACCUAAUUAAGUUUUUUUCAAAACCCUUUUUUAAUUGUAUUUUUAUUUUAAAUAGGCCAGGAUGAGAGAUCACCGUGACCUACAUACUGUGCACUGCAUGUACAUCUGCACAUUGUGAUGUGUACUUAUAGACACACAAGUUCCUCCUUACAUUAUAUCCCCAGAUAAAGAAUGGAUCCUAGUGUCAUCACAGAUGUCAGGACCCAUGACAUAAGGUUCUGUAUUCUUGCAUUUGUUUUAGCCUUUUUAACUUGCAUACAGAAGAAAAAGUUUUUUCUAAACUUUAUUAGACAUUAUGAAAAAUGUAAAUCAAACACAAGUUUUCAAGACCACUUGGGUCCCUUCUUCAGCUGAGAAUGCAUUUCAGUUAUUUAUGUACAAGGUACAUAACACACACGUGUAGUCUGUAUAGAUGUUUAUAUUAUUUUAAUCCUAACAAUUGUUGUAGCAAAUGCAUUUUAUUUCUUAAAAACCCUACAAAAAAAACUAAAUGCUUUGUUUAAAUUUCCCUUUUUAAAAAAUGUGUGGUCAUAAUGUACUACAAUCUAUCCCAUCCCUUGUAAUGAUUCUACCAAGAUGUGCUAUUUAAAGUUCUCAGAUAAAGCAGUGGAUCUGUAGUGGUAGAAUUCUGUAGUCUGAACCUGUAACAAAAGAUUUGCAACAGUAAAGCAAUGAAUUUGGAUCAGCUUGCAUUGUUGCAUAACUUCUUCAUGUACAGUAUACUUUUAUGAUGAGAACAUACUGUACAAGCUCCCGUGAAAAGGGUGUGCCUCAGAAUGCACAUUGCAUUAUGUGUAAUAGAUGUGAACAGAUCUUGGUCAGAAUUAUAAAAGGCAGUUUCCCCCAUAGCAAUUGCAUUGUCAUGUGAAUCCUGAACCUGUAGUGUAGGUACUACAGAAAUAAGAAAACGCAACCCUGAACUGUUUCUAGACCAUUUGAAAACAUAUCUUUAACUCCACCUUGCUAGGUUUCCAGGUAUGUCAUUCUAUGUUGAUAGUCCUAUCGGUAACUAAAGAAAUCUGAGUUCAGAGAACAUGUCUCCAGGCUUUUUGCAGUUCCUGUGGCAUACGCAGGAGGUGAUCCACAUCAUCUUCCACUUAAAGAUUCCCCCGUCAGUGCAAUUGAACUGUACAGUACUCAUUCUGGAUUUGUUGGGGCUACAGCAGCGCUUGUCGCUGCAGACUCCACAGUACGUGAGUUUGUAGCUUUGCUUGCUUGUACAGCCAGAAAGAGUUAGCUUCUCUCGUUUCUGUGGCUGGAUCUUUGGCUGGCAAGUUUUUCCUUUUGGUAUCUGAAAAAACACAAAAUUACAGCAUGCCAGUGAUAUACUUCACACAAUCCAUUGUUUUUAGAUUUAAUUUCCUGUUGUAAAAUAAAAUAAAAAAAGGU
Messenger RNA from Acipenser ruthenus (sterlet), 3284 nucleotides. RefSeq names its product tubulin epsilon chain-like. Gene Ontology annotation, molecular function: structural constituent of cytoskeleton; GTP binding. Lineage: Eukaryota; Metazoa; Chordata; Actinopteri; Acipenseriformes; Acipenseridae. Gene Ontology annotation, cellular component: microtubule; cytoplasm. The transcript is spliced from 12 exons. Gene Ontology annotation, biological process: mitotic cell cycle; microtubule cytoskeleton organization. Bases 288 to 1715 code for a protein of 475 amino acids. The record is from RefSeq and is a predicted model, not a curated record.